CAUUGUCAACAAAGUCUCACCCCACCUUGGAAGGCCAGUGUCUAGCUGGAGAAUUGAGGAAGCAACUGGGGACUUAGAAUCAACCAGUCAUCCUCUCUCAAAAGGCAAAAAGCAAGAAGUAAAAAAUGAAGACAAACUACCUUGAAAUGGUCCCUGUGAUGUUGGCAGCCGUGAUCCUGAUGGAAAGUUUUCAGGUUAAGGGUCAUAUUUUAAGCAUGUCUACCAAUACUUUUGAUGACCAAUACCUGAAGUGUGCUGCAAGAAUGGAAACCAAAUUUGUUCCCAGAUUGCUCAUUGAGGAAAAAAGCAACCAUAAGCUCUUCCAUUCCGUGUGGACAGAAGCAGCAUCCCAGUGGGAUUUAAAGAGAGCACAGCUGUUGCUUCCUCCAGACUUUCAGGAUAAUCAUGGAAUAGCACUCAUGGCAUAUAUUUCACAAGCUCAGGGGCAGACCCCCUUUUACCAAGAGUUCAGCUCUGCUGUAGAAAAAGCUGGAACAUCUCGAGAUGAUUAUAUCUACAGCUUUCAAUUCAAAGCUUUACACUUUUAUCUGACAAGAGCCUUGCAGCUUCUGAGCCGAGAGUGUUCAGAGAGUUAUAGACGUCCAGCAUACAUCAAAAGCCCUUUUACUUCAUCUGGGCUUCGUGGAUAUGAUGAGAUCAGGUUUGCUCAUUUUACCUCUUUCAGUGUCAAACCUGAACCUUUAACUGGCUCCGAAACACUGUUCACUGUCUAUACAUGUUUUGGCAUUUCUACAAAAAUAAUUUCUGAUUCAGGAAAUGAAAGCAUCCUGAUACCUCUGAAUGAGGUUUUUAAAUUGACCCAGGAAGGAAACAGAACCAACUUUGUCCUUAGAAGUAUGAACAAGACCUGCAGCCAUUUUGACUGUGCGUACCUUGGAGGCUUGAAAACAGAAAACUGUGUGGACAGCACUGGACAGAUUAAGUCCAGAUAUGUCACUUUCCCUGGGUUGAAAUCCAAAGAAGAAGAAGAGAUCACUGAACGGAGAAGCCGUAAGCCCCAUGAUCCAGAAAAAAUGAAUGAAGAACAAGAGCCUGUUGAAGACCCUGGUCAGAGGAGUCUAGACUAUUUGGACAAUCCUGCUCCAGCUCUUAUUCCAUUUCCCAGCAACCACCCCACUGUGGCCUCUGCUUCCACCUCCUUUGGUGAGAUGCUUCUUCCCCUGUUUGGGAGAUUUAAUCUUUUGAUUGGUACUUUUGUUGUAAAGUUCUUUGUUCAUCUCUGAGCUGUACAGGCUCUUUAUUACUUAAAAUGUAUUGUAAUAAUAAGUGACUAGAUCUUGAUUAUUGACUGCUUAAGGAAAUUGAAAGGGAUGUGGAAUUCUUCAUAUUUUCUACUUAUAUACUAUAUGUAAUGCUUUUUGUAAACAGCACCCCAGUAAACUAGUAGUAAAGAUAUCUUAGAAUACUUGUUAAUCUUCCCUUGUGUAUCUAUGUAUUAAUCUCAUGACUGUAUAAAUUUGGUGUUUCUGAAUGAAUUCAAUAAAAGACUAAGAAAAAUAUAGAUCUGAAA
This is a messenger RNA of Antechinus flavipes (yellow-footed antechinus), 1531 nucleotides long. RefSeq names its product ADP-ribosyltransferase 3 (inactive) (gene ART3). The coding region runs from base 126 to 1244 and encodes 372 amino acids. Lineage: Eukaryota; Metazoa; Chordata; Mammalia; Dasyuromorphia; Dasyuridae. The transcript is spliced from 10 exons. The record is from RefSeq and is a predicted model, not a curated record. Gene Ontology annotation, molecular function: NAD+ poly-ADP-ribosyltransferase activity; NAD+-protein-arginine ADP-ribosyltransferase activity.